CAAAAUCAAAAUGUUGUAGCUGAAUUUUUACUUUUUAACUUUCUGUUAUGGGACAAGGAAAGUCAAAGGAACGUUAUCAAAAGGCUGUAAAAAAGCUUAGUAGCUUAGAACUCGAUAAUAUUGGAGCAGUUUUCCAAGAAUUGUCUACCAAGACCGAGGACGGUACGAGAAGAGUAGAGCUAUCACUAUUGACAAGACAGGAUUUUGCUGAACGAUUUCACUUAACUGGAUUUGUAGCAGAGCGACUUUUUCAUGCUUUUGAUAAGACUGAGAAUGGUACUAUAGAUCUAGACGAGUUUGUUGGUGGUAUUGCUCUUUGUCUUCAUGGUUCAGUAAGGGACAAGUGUAGACUUCUAUUCAGAAUCUUUGAUUUGGAUGAAGAUGAUGGAGUCAGCAAGGAUGAAUUAACAGCAGUACUUUUGAGCUCAGUGGAAUCUGCAGAGAAGAUUCUCAGUAAUAUAGAAGAAGACAGAGAGCAAUCUGAUGUCAACAUUCCUGAUGACACUGAUAAGUUGAUUGAGAAUGUCACAAGGGUUGUGCAAGAAGCAUUUGAAAAAUGUGAUGUUGGUAAAACUGGGAAAUUAUCAGCAAAGGAAUUUGAGCAGUGGUUACACAAAAACCCUAAAAUCAUGGAUAAUGUAUUUGGAUGGCAAUGYCCAAAGCCAGAAGAGGGCCAAUGGAUGAAUGAAAUCAUUSAUCCACAGACAGCAAAAAUUGGUGUCCUUGAAUCAACCUCACCAAGAAAUCCUAGUCCAUUUUCAGAAAUCCCUGAAUCAUCCAAAGACUCCCGCAAACUUAGCGAUCUUUUCAACGCCCAACCAAGCGCAAGUGAAGGGCAGUCAUUUUUUGACACUUUAAAUCCAGCUGGUCCUGCACAGACCACAGAAGGAAGUCCAGAAGCUGAAAGUCAACUAGUUGAUACCAGAGAAUCAGAGAGAAGUGAUUUCUUAAGUCAUGAAAUUCUCCAAGAUACUAGUACAUUUCAGGACCAGCCUCUAGUUCCRGAUCAAUUUGCUAACAAAAACAUUCCUUCUGAACCACCACACAAGUCUCUUGAAGACAUAGUUSAAGCACAAACACAGCCGGGGCUUCUUGUUGGUGAGCCUUCAGCACCUCAAACAUAUCAGUUUGUACAGCARCCUUUUCCUACACCUCUGAUAACACAACAUCACUUACAGGACGCUAGUACACCACAGGAACCUUUUCAGCCUACAACUAUUCCWGUCACACCAACACAUCAACAGGCUAUGAAAUUCCAUCCAGAACCCAUUCACACCAGUCAUUCACAUGUUGAAAAACCCAGUAAUCUUUCAGAGACUGAACAUGGUAAAGAAGAAAAUAUACACCCAUCAGUACCAACUGCACCUGAUGUAGAAUUAGAUACCAAACAAAGUGAAGUAGAUAAGUUGACGUCGGCAUGGAUUCCGACCGUGCAAACAUCGCAGCUUCUCACAGCUGUCAGCUCGGGAUUGACAAGCAAAGAGCAAAUUGAUCAGCAUUUCCUUACUUCACCGGAAAUUGCUAUUGAUGAACCUCAGUUUGAUCCAGUAAAAGAUCUGCUGUUUAAAUAUAGUGAAGAACAAGAUGCAGACAAACGUCAAACUCUUAAUGUGGAUAAUGUUCCAUUAAAUGAGUCUGGAUUGAGAGAAUUACUGGCUACAGAAUGCUGGAGAGCUGCAUUAGAGUUUACAGCAAGAUUUCUUACAGCACAUGGYCAGGGUAUUGGACAGCAUGGGCAGAGGGCCAUGCAUACGCACAGGACUCUUCAGGUAUGGUUUUGUAGAAUAGCAUUACUUUACAAGCUACAGAUGUACAGCACUGCCGUGGCCGAGUUGGAAGCAUUUAAAGACUUCAAUCAACCUGACCUGUUUUAUGAAUUUUACCCUGAAACUUACCCUGGCAGAAAAGGAUGUAUGGUUCCCUUUUCUUUGCGAAUUUUACAAGCAGAGCUGCCACAGCACACCGGAAAACCUAAUGAAGCAUUGGAUAGACUGUAUAGUCUACAGAGAAUGUGCAAAACAGUCUUGAAGCAUCUUGAGAAUGGUUUAAACGAAGAUGGAACAGAGUCACCUGAUAGGGCUGUUGAAAGUAGGGAAGCUGCUGUCAAACUUUGGAAAGAACGCAAUUUGCGAGUUAUGUAUGCCAUUGGAAACUGUUUUCUUGCUGCCAAGGACUAUAAUCUAGCUGUUUCUCUAUUUGAGUCAAUAAUCAAAGAAGAUACAACAAAUUCUACGACUUUGUAUUCAGGCAUCGGGCGUAUUUACCUUCAGCUUGGGGAUUUAGAAAGAGCAGAAGCGUAUUUCAAGCGAGUGGAGGAAAGUGUUACGGGUGAUCCUGAAAACAUGACUACAGUGGUUAUGAACAAGGGAUUCAUGUCGCUUGCUAGAGGAUAUUAUGAAGAAGCACACAAACAUUUUGUGGCGGCCACAAAGCUGGAUCCUGAAAAUUCCGUGGCUACCAAUAAUGUUGCUGUUUGCUUACUUUUCCUGGGAAAACUGAAAGAGGCUCUUCAUGUCUUAGAAGCAAUCAUUUGGUCCAAUCCCCCAAAGAACCUGAACGAUGGAUUGUUAUUCAACCUUUGUACGAUCUACGAACUAGAAUCGUCAUGGAGUAUGCAGAAAAAGCACAAAUUAUUGGAACUUGUUUCUCAAUAUAAAGGAGACGGCUUCAAUGUUUCUUGUCUAAAGUUAUCUUGACCAGGUGGUUUAUAGAUUACUGAUGACGUCACUCAAARCGCAGAGCAUCCUGGUUGGUCUAGCUACUCUUGUAAGAUAGACGUUUAGUGAAAACGCCUGCCGACAGCUUUCUAUUUUUAAGAGAAUUAAGAUUACAUGGGAUGAAAUUUUAUUGAACAUUGAUAGUUACGCAUCGGCUAGUUUAACUCGUAAAUCGUAGAUCUUCUUCUUUGUACUUUUCAAAAUCAAUAUGGCGACCAUAUCUCAUAUGCGUCCAAGAAAAAUAAAUCUAGAUAUGUCUUUCAAAAGAUUUAUCAGUCUUUCCUCAUCUUUGAAGUCAUAUUUAAUGUCGAUCGGUCGUUUUGCCACAAUAAUUAAAAUGUCUAGCCUUUCAUGUGUUUGUAUUCCCACGGCGAUAUCGAUUUUUUCACUUUCAAGUGUUAGGUAAAUAAAAUGAAAGAAGUCCGUGA
Molecule: messenger RNA, 3145 nt
Organism: Exaiptasia diaphana
Lineage: Eukaryota; Metazoa; Cnidaria; Anthozoa; Actiniaria; Aiptasiidae
Product: trafficking protein particle complex subunit 12
Exons: 16
Coding region: 48-2696 (882 amino acids)
Cellular component (GO): Golgi apparatus; TRAPP complex
Molecular function (GO): calcium ion binding; protein binding
Source: RefSeq, a predicted model, not a curated record